This is a messenger RNA of Malania oleifera, 1092 nucleotides long. Its product is annotated as WEB family protein At1g12150-like. NCBI's taxonomy places the organism in Eukaryota, Viridiplantae, Streptophyta, Magnoliopsida, Santalales, Ximeniaceae. The transcript is spliced from 2 exons. The record is from RefSeq and is a predicted model, not a curated record. Bases 1 to 1092 code for a protein of 363 amino acids.
AUGGGCAUCAAAGGUCCUCAGAGUAUAGUUUCUCCCAGAGCGGAGGCGGGAGAGAUUGACACAAAAACUCAAUUUCAGUCUGUAAAGGCCGCUGUUAAUUUAUUCGGUGCAAUGCAGAGAACGAAAGCUCUAGCCAAAAUGUCAAAACCUUCUACAGAGAGAAUGCUAGACAAGGAAACCCAACUUCACUUGGCCGAGAAAGAACUAACAAAAGUGAAGAAACAGCUGAAGAAUGUUGAAGAUACAAAAGCCAAAGCACAUUUUGAUCUCGAAAAGGCGAAGAGAACGCUGCAUUAUCUAACUAACAAGCUCGAAACCGUCAUGGAUUCAAAGAAAUCAGCAGUUGAGGCUACCAAAGCAGCAAAAGCUCGAGCUAAACAACUUGAAGAAGCUCAUUCCAUGAAACCCUUUGGAAGCAGGAGAACAUGGAGAGAGCAAUUGGAUCAUGAGAGGGACCAGUAUAGAACUGUUAGUAAUGAGCUUGCCAUUGUGAAACAGAAGCUCAGGAAAACCCAACAAAAUUUUGAUUUGUUCCUAGAAGCGAAAAUUGCGGGGUUUCAGCAGGCAGCAGAUGCCCAGCAUGCAGUAAAGAUGAAUAAACAAAAGAUGAGUGAGCUGACUAGGGACAUAGCAGCAAUGCAGGAAUCCGUUAAUCGUGUGAAGCUUGCCACACUACUUGCUAAAGAAGAGCAGGCAAAGAUUAUGAAAGAGAGAAGCGAACACCAAAAAUCCCAUAGAACUGUGAUGGAGGAAACCGAGAGGAAGCUGGUGUCUUCAAAGAAAGAGUUUGAUCCUGAACUCGUUAGAGAUCUCGAGGAUAAGCUUGCAGAAACGACCAAGGAGGUCGAAAUUUUGCAGGAGGAAGUAAAAAUUAGCAGGGCUUCAAGCCUAGAUUUUGUGAGGAUCCUAGGUUUGGAACUCGAUGAUGCUAAAAAGGUGCUGCAGAAGAUUACGGAAGAAGAAAGCUCACUUCGAGGUGUGGUUGAUUCCCUAAAGCAGGGGCUGGAGAAUGCAAAGAAGGAUUGCUUCGAUUUAAAGGAAAAGGAAGCAGAAGCAGAAGCAAAAAUCAGCAACAGGGAACAUGCACGUUGA